AUGGCAAUCGCUUCCUGCUUCUUCUGCGUCCCAACCCCUAACACAUCAAUCUCCGAAUCUAACCUUCACCUCGCUUCCUCCCCUGUUUUCUCUGCUAGAUUCUCCACCUCCUCCUCUUUCCCCGGCGCAAUCUCCGCUAAAUCCAUCUCUCUCCACCGCCGCGUCUCUAUUUCCCCUGUUUUCUCCGCCUCAAUCGACAACGGCGGCUCCGACAACAUCGGAGGUGGUGGUGGAGGCGGCGACGGGGAUAAGAACGAUGGGAAUGGAGAGGGAGGCGAGGACAGAGAUAGGAACAGGAACGAGGCGAUGCUUAUAUUGGCGGAGUCCGGGACCGAAUUGGAGUCUCUCCCCAAGGAUCUAGCGGCUGCCAUUGAGGCGGGUCGGAUCCCUGGAUCGGUUAUCACCAAGUUUCUGGAGCUCCAGAGAUCGGCUGUGAUGCGGUGGCUCAUGCAGUUUGCUGGGUUUAGAGAAAGGUUAUUGGCCGAUGACCUCUUCUUAGCCAAACUCGCUAUGGAAUGUGGUGUUGGGGUCUUCACCAAGACUGCUGCUGAGUAUGAACGGCGUAGAGAAAACUUUUUCAAUGAGCUUGAAGUUGUCUUCGCCGAUGUGGUGAUGGCUAUCAUUGCCGAUUUCAUGUUGGUGUAUCUACCUGCUCCUACUGUUUCUCUUCGACCACCUCUCGCACUUACUGCUGGAGGCAUAUCCAAGUUCUUCCACAACUGCCCUGAUAAUGCCUUCCAGAUUGCUAUCUCUGGAACCUCAUAUACUCUCUUGCAAAGGCUUGGUGCUAUAGCGCGCAAUGGGGCUAAGCUGUUUGCCGUUGGCACCACAUCAUCGCUGGUUGGUACAGCUGUUACAAAUGCAUUCAUAAAAGCACGACGAGCUGUGGACCAGACUUCUGAAGCUGAAGUCGAGACUGUUCCUAUAGUUUCUACAAGCGUUGCGUAUGGUGUCUACAUGGCAGUUUCUAGCAACUUAAGGUACCAAGUAUUGGCUGGUGUGAUAGAACAACGUCUGCUGGAGCCAAUGCUACACCAACACAAACUUGCACUCAGUGCUAUGUGUUUCGCUGUUAGAACUGGCAACACAUUCUUGGGUUCCUUACUAUGGGUGGAUUAUGCGCGUCUCAUAGGGAUCCAGAAAUCUCACUGA
Microthlaspi erraticum is the source of this 1152-nucleotide messenger RNA. The record is from the annotation of a GenBank genome assembly. Lineage: Eukaryota; Viridiplantae; Streptophyta; Magnoliopsida; Brassicales; Brassicaceae.